AACCUCACGAGGCCUUACGUGCCCAGAGCGAUUCCUUUCCGUGGCGCCCUACCGCCUUCGGCGCGAAGGUGGCUGCUGCGUACCGUCCCGAACCCCAGGAGCCGAGGUGAGCGUCGCGAAGACCCCCGACAUUAAGAAGUGGCGUCCACCGUAGCCCCGUUAAGCCGGCUACCCUCCCCCACCCCGAGGAGCAAGCCUGCCUUCCGCCACGCGCCGCCCGUCUUCCGCGCCCGCGCAGAACCUCGCCGCUGUGCCCGCCUAAAGCCACGCCCAUCCUCGCUGGGCCACGCCCUCAGAGACUCCUCCCCUGUCGCCCAGAUCCCACCCGCAAGACCCCAAAACCCAAUGAUCCUGCAGCAGCCCUUGGAGCGAGGCCCCCAGGGAGGGGCCCAGCGCCUCCCGCGGGCCGCCUUGGGGGUGACUCGGGGCCUGGACGCCAGGCUGCCUCCUGUCUCAGUAUCCCAGCCUGCCUCUCUCCCAUCUCUCCCCAGGGAGCCUCUGCGCAAGCAGUUUCUGUCUGAGGAGAACAUGGCCACCCACUUCUCUCAACUCAGCCUGCACAAUGACCACCCCUACUGCAGCCCCCCCAUGACCUUCUCCCCAGCCCUGCCCCCACUCAGGAGCCCUUGCUCUGAGCUGCUUCUCUGGCGCUAUCCUGGCAGCCUCAUCCCUGAGGCCCUCCGUCUGCUGAGGCUGGGGGACACCCCCAGUCCCCCCUACCCUGCAACCCCAGCUGGGGACAUAAUGGAGCUCUGAGUGCUGGUGGACAGUGCCCCUCCCACCUUCCUUCUUCCCCACAACAGAAGAGACCAGCGACUCCCGCAGAGGGACAGGGUUCCUCCCUCUCCUGCAGACCAGGCAUCUGGGCACCAAGACCUUCCCUCAGCAGAGGACACUGAGCCCAACGGAGUUCUGGGAUGGGAGGGGUGGGAGCAUGAGAAGGGAGGCAUCCCACCCCCAAGAAGAACUGAAUAAAGAUUGCUGAGCAAA
This is a messenger RNA of Symphalangus syndactylus (siamang), 990 nucleotides long. It is a transcript of the gene HCFC1R1, whose product is annotated as host cell factor C1 regulator 1. Lineage: Eukaryota; Metazoa; Chordata; Mammalia; Primates; Hylobatidae. The record is from RefSeq and is a predicted model, not a curated record.